Molecule: messenger RNA, 1413 nt
Organism: Spirodela intermedia
Lineage: Eukaryota; Viridiplantae; Streptophyta; Magnoliopsida; Alismatales; Araceae
Source: the annotation of a GenBank genome assembly
AUGGAGGCAGCAUCCCGUUUCGCCACCCUGCUCCUCCUCUCCACCUACCUCGCCUCCCUCUUCCUUGUCUUCCCAUCUUCCUCCGCGGCGCCGCCACCAAGCUCUACGCCCCUCUUUCCCAGCGAUGCGCUUCCCACUCUCUCCGGCUACCUUCCCGUCGGCGCCGCUUCCCGCUCCGCCAUGUACUUCGCCUACUACGAGGCCCGGCAGCCGGAGGUGCCCCUCCCCCGCACCCCUCUCCUCGUCUGGCUCCAGGGCGGCCCCGGCUGCUCCUCCAUGGUCGGCAACUUCUUAGAGCUCGGCCCCUGGCUGGUCGCCAACUCCACCACUGGACCCUUUCUGGUCCCCAAUCCUUACUCCUGGAACCGCCUCUUCGGCCUGCUCUUCCUGGACAACCCGAUCGGGACCGGCUUCAGCAUCGCAGCUGCACCGGUAGAGAUCCCUAGGAACCAGACCACCGUCUCUGAGCACCUGUGGAUCGCCCUCCAAGGAUUCUUCUCUUCCAAUCCCUCCUUCCGAUCCCGCCCCCUCUACCUCACCGGCGAGAGCUACGCCGGGAAGUACGUUCCCUCCGCCGGCUACUACAUCUCGCAGCGGAACGCCCGCACCGCCGCGGACCGCCGGAUCAACCUCGCCGGCGUUGCGAUCGGGAAUGGUCUCACCCACCCCGUCGCCCAGGUGGCGACCCACGCCGACAGCGCCUUCUUCUCCGGCCUAAUCAACGAGCCGCAGAAGACCCAUCUCGAGAAGCUCCAGAGCGAGGCGGUGAGUCUAACGGUGGCGGAGAAGUGGGCUGCGGCCCACGACGCGAGGAAAGAGGUCCUGAAAUAUCUGCAGGAUUCGACCGGUCUCGCCACCCUCUACGACCUCACGAAGAAGAAGCCCUACCCGACGGACCUCGUCGGCAUAUUCCUGGCCCAAGAGCACGUCAAGGCGGCGCUAGGCGUGGCGGAGGGGGCCACCUGGGAGGAGUGCAGCGGCGUCGUCGCCGAGGCCUUCCAUGAGGACGUGAUGAAAAGCGCGAAGGCAGCGGUGGAAGGCCUGCUGCAACAGGGGAAGGUCAAGGUGCUGCUGUACCAGGGGCUGUUCGAUCUCAGGGACGGGGUCCUGUCGACGGAGGCCUGGCUGAAGAAGACCCAGUGGGCCGAACUGCGGAGCUUCUUGGCGGCGGAGCGGAGGGUGUGGCGGGUGGCGGGAGGGGACCUGGCGGGCUACGUGCAGAAGUACGGGACGCUCAGCCACGUCGUGGUCGCCGGCGCCGGUCACCUGGUUCCGGCAGACCAGGGGAUGACCUCGCAGCAGAUGAUCGAAGGCUGGGUGAUGGGGAAUAGCCAGUUCAGUGCUCAAAGGAAGGGCCGUCACCUCGGAGAUGUGUGGGCUCAGCAGCACGUAGAUCAAGAUGCCUCUUUUUAG